GUCUCCCUGCGCUCCGAGGUCCCGCCCCCUGCCUCAGCAUCUUUCCGGACGCGCGGAGCCGCCGGGGAAGAAGGAGGUUGGGCCUGGCGGCCCGGCCCCGCCUCGGCAGCCUCCAAUUGGGCGUGGGUGAGGGCACCCCCUCCCGCCGCCUUCCCAUUGGAGCGCGCGUGCGAGCGGCGCGCCCCAUUGGGCCGUGCGGAUUUGGGCACCAAAUUCAAAGAUUUUAAAAGUACCAGCUGGCGCCUUUUAGAAGCUAGAGCUGAGAAGCGGGUGGCCCGUUUCUCUGCCGCGGGCGCAGCUCCCUCACCUGAGGCGGAACCCACUUGCCCUGGCAUGAGCCGGUGCCCCUGCAGCUGUUCCCCACGGCCGCCCUCCGGUUCCUGCCGCUGCAGCUACGGCGUCCUGACAGCCGCCGGGCGCCCUCGCUCCUUGGACGGUUGUAAAGAAGAAAGUUCCACUGUCUCUGUCAAAAUGAAGUGUGAUUUUAACUAUAACCAUGUUCAUUCUGGAAUUAAACCGGUAAAGCCUGAUGACAGUAGAAGACAAGGUUCCUACACUACUGCGAAUUUGGAAGGUUCUUAUAAAGACUUCAUUAAAGACUAUGAAAGGUUAUCAGAUAUUGGGUCACCGAUUGUGAGCCCCAGGAUUGUAGAACUUGAAACUGAGAGCAAGCCCUUGCAUAAUAAGGAAAAUCUACAUGUACAGCAAACACUUAAUAGUUCAAAUGACAUAGAAGAACUAGAGACCAGCGGACCUUAUGAAGACAGUGGCUACUCUUCAUUUUCCCAGCAAAGUGGCCUCAAUGAACAUGAAGACAGUAGCCUUCCCCUGGUGGAAAAUUUCAGUGACAGUCCACAAUCUUGCCUGCUACGGACACAAAGCCCAGACCAAUAUCCCAACAAAAACUUGCUGCCGGCUCUUCAUUUUGAAAAAGUGGUUUGUUCAACAUUAAAAAAAAAUUGUAAACGAAAUCCUAAAAUAGAUUGGGAGAAGCUCAAGGAAUUUAUAUCCAGUGGAAAUUUUAGACUACAGAAUAUAAUUGGCAGGAAAAUGGGCCUAGACUGUGUAGAUAUUCUCAGUGAACUCUUUCGAAGGGGACUCAAACAUCUCUUAGGAAAUAUUUUGACACAGCUCAGUGAUAUGGACUUAAUCAAUGUGUCUAAAGUGAGCACAACUUGGAAGAAGAUUCUAGAAGAUGAUAAGGGGGCAUUGCAAUUGUACAAUAAAGCAAUACAAAGAAUUACCGAAAAGAACAUUAAGUUUUCACCACACGCUUCAACCAGAGACUAUGUUUUAUUCAGAACCCCAUUAGUAUCUGUGCAAAAGUCAGCCACCCAGACUCUCCCCAAAAAAGAAGCUCGAACCAAGUUACCUGAUCCAGGUGAUCAGAAAGGUUCUACUUACAGUCGACACAGUGAAUUCUCUGAGGCUGCCAGAACUUUGAAAAAGAAUGAGAGCCUCAAAGCCUGUAUUCGCUGUAAUUCACCUGCAAAAUACGAUUGUUAUUUACAACGGGCAACCUGUAAACGAGAAGGCUGUGGAUUUGAUUAUUGCACAAGGUGCCUGUGUAAUUAUCAUACCACUGAAGACUGUUCAAAUGGCAAGCCCCUAAAAGCCAGUUAUAAAAUGGGUCCUUUGCCUGGUACUAAGAAAAGCAAGAAGAAUUUACGACGACUGUGAUCUCUUAAUAAAUCAGUUGUAAGUGAUCUUGAAGGUUAGUUAGAAGAUGUUAGGUUUUAACUUAAAAAAA
This is a messenger RNA of Aethalodelphis obliquidens (Pacific white-sided dolphin), 1750 nucleotides long. It is a transcript of the gene FBXO5, whose product is annotated as F-box protein 5. Gene Ontology annotation, molecular function: protein binding. Lineage: Eukaryota; Metazoa; Chordata; Mammalia; Artiodactyla; Delphinidae. Gene Ontology annotation, biological process: negative regulation of meiotic nuclear division; regulation of mitotic nuclear division. The record is from RefSeq and is a predicted model, not a curated record. Gene Ontology annotation, cellular component: nucleus. Bases 334 to 1680 code for a protein of 448 amino acids. The transcript has 5 exons.